UUAUUCUUGGACCAUAUGAUCGAUGAUCGUUGUCGAUCGUCGUAUUUCAUCAUCCAUUCCUCGAGAUUGUGUCGAGUCGUGCGAGUUAAUCAUGACAUCAAUCGUUAUACCGGCUGCAGUGCAAUUUAGUCGCCUGACAAUUGAUAAUUUAUAUCAAAUAAAUAAAAGAGGUUUACACAGGUAUAACAUUGUUAUUUUUUGUUGGCGCGAAUUGUGACUGAAUGCUCGUUGCGGUAUCGCACAUAUUGAGGUUGCCACAAAUAUCUUCCACAUUUUCUUGGCAAAGACAAUAUUAUGGUACAAUAACAGAGGAGAAAAAAUCAGAUGCUGCUAAUAUACCUCCAGAGCAAGAAGCUACAGAAAAAAUUAAAACAGAACUUGAACUCAUCAACAAAGAGCUCGCUGAACUUAAAGAAUCUAAAGAUGCACUUGAAGAUAAAUAUAAGAGGGCAUUGGCUGAAGGAGAAAAUAUCCGAGUUAGACUUACCAAACAGAUUAAUGAUGCCAAGCUUUUCGGUAUCCAAAGUUUUUGUAAAGAUCUUUUAGAUGUAGCAGAUAUAUUGGGAAAAGCUACCGAGAGUGUACCAAAGGCUGAAAUAACAGAAAAGAAUCCACAUUUAAAAAGCUUAUAUGAAGGAUUAAUUAUGACAGAAGCCCAAUUACAUAAAGUUUUCAAGAAACAUGGCCUAAUUUCAUUAAAUCCAAUAAAUGAAAAAUUUAAUCCUAAUGAACAUGAAGCAUUAUUUCAACAAGAGGUUGAGGGCAAAGAGCCUGGAACAAUUGUAGUUGUAUCAAAAAUAGGAUACAAAUUGUACGAAAGGAUAGUAAGACCAGCAUUAGUAGGUGUCGCUAAAGGAUAACUAUUUAACUAAAGGUUUUGGAUUGAUGUAGCUGUAAAAUUUUGCUGUUUCACGACAGAUAUUCUGAAAACACAUUUGUUCCUUUCUCCAAUCAACUUCAGUUGCUAAUCGCAUUAUAUACAAUGGAAUUUCUGCUUCGUAUGGAAAAUAUUUAUCUGAAAUAUUAUAAAUAGCAUAUACAAUUUAUUUUUCUGGGAUUAUUUGAGAAUAUAAUGUUAUCUGAUACUAAUCAAAAAUAAAUUGGAAAAAAGGCAAAUAA
Formica exsecta is the source of this 1119-nucleotide messenger RNA. It is a transcript of the gene Roe1, whose product is annotated as grpE protein homolog 1, mitochondrial. Lineage: Eukaryota; Metazoa; Arthropoda; Insecta; Hymenoptera; Formicidae. Gene Ontology annotation, biological process: protein import into mitochondrial matrix; protein folding. Gene Ontology annotation, cellular component: PAM complex, Tim23 associated import motor. Gene Ontology annotation, molecular function: protein homodimerization activity; protein-folding chaperone binding; adenyl-nucleotide exchange factor activity. The transcript is spliced from 5 exons. The coding region runs from base 222 to 860 and encodes 212 amino acids. The record is from RefSeq and is a predicted model, not a curated record.